This is a messenger RNA of Nelumbo nucifera (sacred lotus), 369 nucleotides long. Lineage: Eukaryota; Viridiplantae; Streptophyta; Magnoliopsida; Proteales; Nelumbonaceae. The record is from RefSeq and is a predicted model, not a curated record.
AUGGCUCUUACUGGUAAGCUGGAGUUCGGAAAGGAAAUCAAGUCCUCCCCAAAGAAGUUCUUUCACUGUAUUUUUGGGCUAAUUUUGGUGUCUUCGUUGAUCGUAGAUGGAAACACUGUUUUGAGCCUGGAUGCAAAAAUUGAAGUCCUAGACGAAGAGAAAAAUUUGAUCACAUUUAGAUGCUAUGAUGGAGAUUUCUUGAAGCAUUACAAAGACUGCAAGUUCCACAUACAGGUCAUCACAGAAGAUCACAAAAACUUGGUGAGAUAUUCAAUGGAGUACGAAAAAAUAGAUGAAAGAGUCCCUGAACCUACUGAUUACAUGGAAUUUGGACUAAAGAUGCUUGAAGGAAUUGAUGUUCUUGCUUAG